AUGGCCGCCCUGAAGCAACCACACCGACCUGCGCCGCCUAUACCGGACACUUCCGACUUCCCCGCCGAGCUCAUCGGCAAGAAGGUGCUCCUCGCCACCGAAUCUCUCGGCCCAGUCAACGGCGUCAGUAGAACGACCCAGAGUCUUGUCGACUACCUCCGAAAUCACGGUGUCCACGUCGCCACAUGCGCUCCCUACUACAAGGGCCAGCCACUGAACCACUCCUACGAGCCAAAACCGGAACGAACGCCCAUUGUUAACAAAGAAUGGGUCCGCUCAAUCGAAGCCAAGUCGGCGUCUUUGGGUUCGCGAGCUAUUGGCGGCGCAUGGCUUUGGCACUUUGAUCGCGAAGACCAGGCUCAGUCGCAACCUCUGCUUCAGGCGCAGAAGCCGCCUCUCUUCAAUCGCAAAAGCGACGAUGCUAAGCGCAAGAUUGAGAUGAACCGACUGAACCGCAUCAACCCGGAAUUCCGCCUCCAAGGCUACCCAUUGCCAUACAACCCAGAUUUGACGGUCGCCUACCCUUUCCGACUGGGACGAGUGUAUGACAAGUCUUUCAAGCCCGACAUCAUCUACCUGGCCAGCCCAGCGUCUGUCGGAUUUCAAUUCCUCGUCCAGUUGCGACAGCUGGAUCAGCCACCGCCGACACUGCUCAACUUUCAGACCGAUCUGGCUGCAUAUGCAGGCAUUCUGUUUGCGCCGCCAAUCGACCAGUAUGCGGUCUGGCUGCUUCAGAUCGUGCAAGGCUUCUUGUUCCAGGCAGCAGCAGUGCACACCAUCUUCUACCCAUCAGCUUAUGUGCGACAGUACAUGGUGGAUGCCGGUGCGCCAGCUGAGAAGAUGAUCCAGCUCGGACGUGGCGUCGAUACUGAGCUUUUCCACCCUGGUCGACGAGAGGAGUCGUACAGACAGCAGAUUGCGCCAGAUGGAGAGAUCAUCUUCUGCUGCAUCUCGCGCAUCGCUCCAGAGAAGGGCUUCGAGUUCUUGGCCAAAGCUGCCGAGAAGCUGAGCGACAGCGGCCUCAAGUUCAAGCUCCUCAUCGUCGGUGGCAACAAGAACCCCAAUGUCAUGAACGAGGUGCGCGGCUACUUCAAGAACAUCAGCGACAAGGUCUUCUUCACUGGCAUGCUGCGAGGUGUGAACCUGGCUCGUGCUUAUGCUGCAGCCGACGUCUUCCUCCACUGCUCCAUCACCGAGACCUUUGGACUGGUCGUCCUGGAGUCGAUGGCUUCUGGUGUGCCAGUCAUUGCUCGUGAUGAGGGCGGCCCAUCGGAAACUGUCAAGCAUGGCAAGUCAGGAUACCUUGUGGCUCCUCAUGACUUGGACACCUUCGCCGACUAUGCUCGUGAGCUUGCCACCAACGAAGAGCUUCGCAAGGAGAUGGUCGUCAACGCUCGCCAGCAAGCGCUUGAUACCACAUGGGAUAAGAUCAACAACAAGGUGGCCCUCCAACUCGCCGCUGCCUUGCGAUCACACCCUCUCAAGACAUCCGAGCAAAAGGAGCGAGAGGGUUUUUACGCCACAUGGGCCAACAUGGCGCGAGUCUAUCUCGCAGUUGGCAUUGUCUGGAUUUUCUGGUUUAUCGCGGUGAUACCCAUGCUUCUAUGCGGCUUUGUCCACGGGCUUUUCAAGUGA
Messenger RNA from Zasmidium cellare ATCC 36951, 1635 nucleotides. Its product is annotated as glycosyltransferase family 4 protein. Lineage: Eukaryota; Fungi; Ascomycota; Dothideomycetes; Mycosphaerellales; Mycosphaerellaceae. Gene Ontology annotation, molecular function: glycosyltransferase activity. The transcript has a single exon. The record is from RefSeq and is a predicted model, not a curated record. Bases 1 to 1635 code for a protein of 544 amino acids.